UAUAAGCUUACCGCAUACAAUUUUUUUACAUCCUGACAUCACGUUCGGUCUAUUCUUUCGUCCGGGUGCUUAACCAAAUCUGAUGGAUGUAAGAUCCGUCACGUAAUUCAUACAAGCGGUUACAAUUUUAUAUUGGAUACGUCUAUUGCCUGACAACAAGAGUUUGUUUCAAUAGAUUUGCGAAAAAAAUGAGCGAACUCGUUUGGGGAAUAAAAAAUGGUGAUCUCGAGCAAGUUCGGGAUAUCGUUGAGAAUAAGAAUAUCGAUGUAAAUCAAAUGAUAGAUGGAAGAACACCAUUACAUUAUGCUGCAGAUUAUGGACAAUAUGAUGUAGUUAGAUAUCUUUUAGAGAAAGGUGCGGAUGCUAAUGCUACAGAUAAGCAUGGUAUAACAACAUUACUGGCUGCAAUUUGGGAAGGCCAUACUCAUUGCGUUAAGUUAUUGUUAGAAAAAGGUGCUAGACCGGAUGGAUUAACUCCCGAUGGGACAAGUUAUUUGAAUGCCGCCGAGAAAGAAGAAAUCAAACAACUUCUCAGAAUGCACUAGCAGAAAUCCAAACGUAUACAAGGCGAUAACUUUUUUUAUUCUAGUAUGUUAAUGUUCUUAAUAUAAUAUCGCGAUUGCUUUGUUUUUAAUUUCGUGCAUACUUUUAACCAUCAUAUUUAUAUAUAUAUAUAUAUAUGUGUAUAUAUAUAUAUAUAUUUUAAAUGAAGGCUGUCAGAAAUAUGGGGGUCACAGUUUUAUAACGAUAUGUCGCACAUGAAAGAUACAUAAUCAGGGAAUUAUUUUUUAGUAGAUUUUCAAUUAUACCAAUAAGUAAUAAGUUCUAAAUUUAUACUGUAUAGUAACAUCUUUUUAUGUGUUAUAUGCAUUGGAAUUAUUAUAUUAUUUUUCCAAUUUAACCAAAUUAUACUGUAGAGAAUAUUUUGAUACAUUCUAUAAAAUGAAUUCAUUUUAAUCUAUUUAUUAUUCGUUUAUUAAUAUCGAUCAUUCCUUUCACAUAUCUUUUACGAAGGCUGCUUUAAUCUUAUAUUUAUAAUCACUAAAAGUAAAAAAAAGAAAAAAAAAAAAAAGAUAAAAAAAGAAUUUAGUUACAAUAUAAACAUUAAGUAUUACUAAAAAUGGAGAAUAUCUAACAAUGUGAGUUUCCAUUUGAAUUAUUUUUUGAGAUUACUUUAUUUUCAAUCCUGGCUAAAAGUUUCUUUUUCUUAAAUAUAAACUAUGUCAAAAAAGAUUACGAAUGAGUUUGUGAAGAUCAUAUCUCAUAUAUAUUGUCUCGGAAGAUAAAAAAAAAAUGUACAAUAAUCAAAAAUCAUAAGUCAUUGGAGCAUUGUUAUGAAUUUUGUUGACUCUCUUGUCAACUUCAUACACAUGACUAAAAGUUUAUUAGAGUGCUGCGCAUUCAACUGGCCUAUUCUGUGAGAUUUAAUACCAACUUGAUUGGUAUGGCAUUCAUCCACAUGCAUUGCAUCCCUUCUACUAGUAGGUGGUACAAAAUUAAACCGAUUGUUUAAUAGCAAAGUUAGCAAAAUAUUAUGACACAUAUGUAGAUGUCUGCUUAGUGGAACAGGCUAAAGAGGAAAAGACUGUAAUAUAUAAUCGAUGAAUUUAUGCAAUAUAUAACAUGCGUUUUGUAUAUUUUUGUUCUGUUUUAAUGUUAUGUCACAUUUGGAUGUUUGCAAAAUGAAUACAUGUAUACAUUGAUAAUA
Messenger RNA from Vespa crabro (European hornet), 1708 nucleotides. Its product is annotated as myotrophin. The transcript has 3 exons. Gene Ontology annotation, biological process: regulation of barbed-end actin filament capping. Gene Ontology annotation, molecular function: protein binding. The record is from RefSeq and is a predicted model, not a curated record. Gene Ontology annotation, cellular component: nucleus; cytoplasm. NCBI's taxonomy places the organism in Eukaryota, Metazoa, Arthropoda, Insecta, Hymenoptera, Vespidae. Bases 189 to 545 code for a protein of 118 amino acids.